CACACAAUGUACUAUCACUUCAGUCUCUGACUAAAACAGUAAAGGACCUGUCGUCGAUGCAAAAAACCUUAUCAAUGUGAUAACAGGACCAAAGGAUUGAAAAUAAUGUGAUUUAAAUAACAAUUGUGCCACUAAACGAACUAUGGGUUUUAAUCUUAAAUUACUACUUACAUUAGUAAUAAGUGCCAGUGUUUUAGGACAAGACGCUAUAGUGAAUGAAAAUGAAAGGACAGUUAGUGAAAAUGCUGAUAAGACGGAAGCACCACAAGAUGGCGUUGCCGAAGUGACUGAAAAAACCAAUGACGCGAUUGAAUUAAUAGAAAAAGUAGAGCUUCAAGUAAAAAGUGGAAAGUAUCAAGUUCUGAAUGAUGGGUUAGAGGGAGAUACGCCUACUAAUUUGGAAGCCGUUGAUUUAGGAUCGAACGAUGCUCAGAACGAGCGUCAAGUAAUUGCACCACCUGGCACAACCUAUCCAUCGCCUUCGGAAUAUGAUCACAUCGACGGGAGAACCCUUCCUGACACCAGCUACCAAAACAAUGGGCAGCCUUACGUCAUCACUCAACAAAGGCUGGCCCAAAUACGAUCAAACUUCAUGUACUGGUUUUACGACCGCGGAGGCAGCGAGGACAUUGGAGAUUACCAAAGAGAUAUCCACACAUCCACACCACAGAUACACAAGAACUUUAAUUUCCAACUCCCAUUCUUUGGCUUCAGAUUUAAUUACACCAGAUUGUCCAUGAAUGGUUACCUCUACUUCAGUGAUCCACCGGACCAUUACACCUACCCCUUGUCUUUCCCCAUGAAAGACUGGCCUAGAAUCAACGACCCCUCCUUCAUUGGUAUAUUCUUCAGCAAAUGCCGCAUUGGAAGUCAGAGGCCGGAAGAUCCUGAUCAAAGAAGACCUGGUGUUUAUUUCAGAAUGGACAGAGAUUUGCAGACUCGCACCGAUCAACUUGGCAUUGAAAUGAGGGAACGAAUCACAUGGGAUCUUCGUGAGGGUGUCAUAGGCUCUGAAGCUUUCUUCCCUAAGCACGCUAUCACGAUUACUUGGAAGAACAUGUCCUUUGCUGGUGGUAUUGAUAACGCGUUAUUCAUGACUAACACAUUCCAAAUGGUUCUGGCAACAGAUGAAGUGUUUACUUACGCUAUUUUCAACUAUCUUGAGAUCAAUUGGAGCUCCCAUACUGAAGCUGGUGGUGAUACCACAACCGGAGAAGGUGGUGUUCCAGCUUAUAUUGGAUUCAACGCAGGCAAUGCUACACGCAGCUAUGAAUACAAGCCAUACUCCCAGGCGUCUGUGCUAAGAGACUUGACGGGAAGAGGUUGGGCUAACGGCUUCCCUGGUAGACACAUCUUCAGAAUUGACGAGAAUAUUCUCAUGGGCACUUGCAACAAAGACAUAGAUGGAGCCAAUCUUCCGCUUAUGUUUGCUCCUGAAAGUGGAAACAUGCUUGGAGGUACCGUUGUCAACAUCACAGGUCCCUGCUUUAGGCCAACUGACCGCAUUUCAUGUAGAUUCGAUACUGAAGCAGUAAUCGGCGCAGUUGUUGACGAAAACAGAGCUAUUUGCAUCCAACCACGUUUCUGGCACAACGGUUACGCAAGAUUUGAAAUCGCUAUCAACAACGAACCUUAUAAAUGGAAGGGAAGGUUUUUCGUAGAAACUCCAGCCACUGCUACUGAGAAAAUCUUCUUCCCCGACAACGCAGUCCAUGAGAGGUAUCCUCCAGAAAUAAGAAUGACGUGGGAUCGGUUCAACUUAACAACAAACUUGAACGUGCAGUUACAGAUCAGUUUAUGGGGUUAUAAAGAGGUCACGAUUAGGCCUCAAUUGGAAUUCAUUGAUAUGAUAGAAGUGGGUGUAGCUAAUACAGGGGAGUACGUUAUAAAUCCACAAAACUUUAGAAACAGAGACAAUAUAAUGCAUAACGAUAUGCAGUUUGGAUUUAUUCAAAUCAAUUUGACUACUCCUGAAGUUUAUAAAGGGGUGCCGAUAUCACCGGUGUUAUGGAGUAGGCCCAUUCCUCUUGGUUGGUACUUCGCUCCCCAAUGGGAGAGAUUACACGGUAGACGGUGGCCUCAAGCUAUGUGCAACAACUGGCUGAGAAACGAUCGUUUCCUCAAGAACUAUGCAGCUCAAGUCUGGGUUUGUCCCUGUACAUUGGAACAUGCUCUGCUGGAUAAAGGACGGUUUAUGCCUGAUCUACAUUGUGACAGAGACAUCAAUCCGACGUGUAGAUAUCAUUGGGGUGCUUUACAUUGUGUACGAAGUGGUGCGCCAAGUUCUGAAGGAUCAGGACAGCAGUGCUGCUAUGACAAGAAUGGUUUCCUCAUGCUUUCGUACGAUCAAAUGUGGGGUUCACAACCGCACCGGUCUCACGACUUUGGGUUUACGCCGUACAAUGAGGCUAACAAGGUACCCUCUCUAUCCCAUUGGUUCCAUGAUAUGAUACCAUUCUACCAGUGUUGCAUGUGGCAAGAGGAACAGGCGGUCGGUUGCGAGACUUUCAGGUUUGAACGACGACCAUCUCAAGAUUGUGUAGGAUAUCAAUCUCCUGGAGUGGCAGGGAUAUUUGGAGAUCCCCACAUUGUUACUUUUGAUGGGUUGCAAUACACCUUUAACGGCAAAGGCGAAUAUGUAUUGGUGCGAGUUGACCAACCUUCGUUAAGACUGGACGUGCAGGGUCGCUUCGAACAGACGCCGAGGAAUAGACUGGGACCAGUGAAUGCUACGGUACUAACAUCCAUAGUAGCUGCUUCAAACAACUCUAUUCCAAUUGAGGUCAGACUGCGACCCCAGCAUGCGCAGUGGAGAUAUCACCUGGAUGUGUUUGCAGAUAAUAAGAGGAUCUACUUCGACCGACCUUCGUUGAGAGUGCAAUACUUCCCUGGUGUGACAGUAUACCAGCCUAUGUAUCUCUUGAACCAGUCUGAGAUAGUCAUCAUGUUCCCUUCGGGUGCUGGUGUUGAGGUUAUUGAAAACGGAGGCUUCAUGAGCGCCAGAGUUUACUUGCCUUGGACUUUUAUGAAUCAAACACGAGGUCUCUUCGGUAAUUGGUCUCUGGAUAUCAACGACGACUUCGUACGUCCCGACGGAACUCUUGGAGCGAUUGACGUCAACAACUUCCAGUCGGCACAUAGAGAUUUCGCACAAAUGUGGCAACUGACCGAUCGAGAACAACAGGGUAUAGGAGUUGCGAUGUUCUUCAGAGAAUAUGGUCGGACGGCAGCAUUCUUCAACGACAAUAACUUUAUACCGAACUUCAUUCGAGAGCCGGCGGACUUCUUGCCGGCGAACCGAUCUCGUGAUGUGGCGCGAGCGUUGGAACUCUGUCAGGACUCAUACCAAUGUCGAUAUGACUAUGGCAUGACGCUCAAUAGAGAUCAGGCGGAAUUCACGAAGAACUAUCUAUCUUCUAUAGUAAAUAUCCGAGAAACAAACGCACGGCGCGUGAUAAGCUGCGGUAUAUUGGAGACUCCUCGUUUUGGACGGAAGAGUAACUUCUUCUUCACUCCUGGCACAAGAGUAAACUUCGAAUGCAACCAAAACUUUAUUCUGAUAGGAGACAAGCGACGUAUUUGUGAGGACAACGGCCGGUGGAAUCUACCUGACUACGGUUACACGGAAUGCUUACGUAACCAGGAGUACUCCCAACGCGCCCUGUUCCUGACUUGGGGCAUCAUAGUGGCAAUUAUUCUACCGUUAGCGCUCCUCAUUUGCCUGUUAUGGUUUUGGUGUUGGCACAAGCCGCGCUCCGAAGGCAAAGAGGGCUUCCGCUUCCAAGACAUACCACGAUCGAAAUCCGCCUCUCGUCUUAAUCUCAGAUCAGCUUCAAUGGGAAACAUCACCGACACUAUGAAAUCCUCGACGUUACGUAGCCAGGAUUCUGAUAAGCCCAAAAUACCCGAUACUCCUACAGAGGAAAGCCCAUUAAAACCUAGCAUUGGAUUAAUAACUAGAUCCGCCCCUCCACCACCAUCUGAAACGAUGCAAGACGGUGACACGUCCGGCAUCGGGUACUCUGACUCUAAUAAGAGUGAUUCAAACAAAUCUGACAAAGCCAAAAAACGUCGCGCUUACGACAAAACCUACCGGACUAACGAACCUUUACCGAACGCCCCCGAAGUAGAAUUCACUGACAAACCCUGGGAUCUAUCUGAAGAAGAUCUACUGUCUCUAACAACGCCCUCUGAAACGGAGUCCAAUAAAGAUUCAACCUUAACACGACCGGCCAAAGAUAUAAAAUACAUUAGCAAGCCACGCCAAACCGGUAGACGUGCUCUUCCGAGCGAUUCAGGUUAUUCUACCAAAGAGGGAUCAGAAGACCCCUAUUCCCCUAAAUACGAAGGCCAGUACAGUCCUAUACCGUCUCAGUAUUCUCCGACUUAUUCCGAGAUUUAUUCUCCUCCAAUAAGUCCGACGUCUGACAAUAGCCCCAGAAGCACUUACAACAAUCCAGGCUUGCCAGAGCCUCCAAAAAGUGCUCCACCAACAGAAGUGAAAACAUUUACGCUUCCUCCUAAAAGAGGAAAACAAGAAUACUCCGCUCGCACCCUGGGAGCUACAUGGGGCAUCAUCAGUGCGGUGAUGUUACCAAUAGUCGUGGUACUCAUCUGCAUUGGAUAUCGCUUGCUGAAGAGAAAGAAGGAUGAAGAACGUGAGGAGAACGAAUUCUUACCUAUCAGAACACGAACCUUCGACCCAGAUGAUCAACUGAAACUGAACUCUGACGACGAAUCUAUUCCUUACAAAAAAGACCUCACAGAGGACAGUCCCGAACCGACAGAACCUGUCAAGGUUGACGAUAACGCGUACCCAUACGGUCAAGAAUACCCGCAACCAUCUGAGCAAUAUCAGUCAACGACCGACACUUUCGGGCAACCACAAUACCAACCGCCAACUACGGAAACGUUCGCACAACCGCAAUAUCAACAAGAACCGCAGUAUCCAGAGCAACAACCCCAGUAUCAACAACAACAACCGCAGUAUCAACAACAACAGCCGCAAUAUCCGCCGCCACCACCGCAGUUCCCACCACAACAACCGCAGACAAGCAGGGCGUGGACUGGGGAAACAGAAAUCAACUAGCGUUUUUUGCUUACUACGAGUAUAUCAGAGGGCCUAGUGGGAGUCUGAUACUGUUACUAUCGCGUUAACGUGAACGCGAAUUUCUAAGGAAUUGAAACAGCGCCAUCUAGUGGCGCUACUGCACAACUGUUUCGAUUCCAUAUAAAUUCGCGUUUACGUCAACUCGAUAGUAACAGUAUGAAAAAUUGAAAACUCCCACUGGGCACAUAGAUAUCUUGCUCUUAGAAUAAUUUAGCAUCUAAAUUUUUAUUCUAUGGUAUAAACCACCAACUUCAUUAUGUUAUAAAUUUCAUUUUGUAAAGGAUAAUUACGAAAGGACUUCGUGACAUAAUAUAUGAAGUUAGGAGAUUUUUUUAAGAAAAUCUAGUUUGUAAGUAAUCAAUAAAUCAAUAUAAAAUUUACGUAACGUAAAUAUAGUCUGGCAAGUUCGUUGACGUCACUCCCAUGAUAUGCGGACGACGGGGGGAAAGACUCCGCGGGUGUGAAAUCGUGCGUGCGGAGAAGUGAGGUGCAUCAGUCGUAGGUUUUUCAUUCAUCGCUACACGCCCCUCGGCCCGUGCGGACCAUUGGGAGUGUUACGAACGAAGUUGCCAAGCUAUACUCAAUGGUAUCUUCUAUAAAUUCUUCAAUUAUGUUAUUAAAUUUCACUGUUUACAUAAGUGCAUUGACUUGAAAUUCCAAUUGUAAGAAUUCCGAAUAAGUUAUUAAAAUAGGAUCUACUUUUUUUUCUACAUUAAUUAACGAUUCCAAAACAAUCUAUCCCACCUUUAAUUUUUUUAUAAACUUAACAUUAAGUCGAAUUUAAAUUAAAAUGAGCACACCUUUUAUCAAAUACAUUUUGUAUUUUAUUAUUAAAGUACUAAUGUAGCAUGACAAAGGAGAUGGUCAGUGAAUUUCAGGCCCACUCUUGUACCCCGUGUCAUUAAAAUUUAAAAAAUACAAGGAUUUUAUUAAAAUCUAAAUUAGUGAAUAAACGUAACUAAUUAAAAAGAAAUUAAUAAAAAUUAAAAACCCAAGUUUUCGAGUUAUAACAAGAUGGCGUCCCUAAAGCAACUAUGACAUGACAAUUGACAGCAAACGUCAAAUCGACUACUGCAUUGAAAACGUCAUCAAUCCGCUAUUAUUACCCAUAACACGUUGCAGUUCUUGGGAGAGAAUAAAUAAUAUUUCGAAAGAAUUAAAGUAAAUUCGUAGAUUUGUAUAAUGAAAAAUAGUUUAAAAAAAUAUUUUCUUUUAUUUCCGACAGGGAUACAAUGACUGAUCCUGGGCCCCAUACAAUUUUGGACUAUCUCCUUUAGUAUUUUGCUAUAACUACAUAACUACAUAAUUACAUUAUUAACAUUUAAAGUAAAUAUUAGGAAUUUAACUACAUUAUUUUUGUACCUUUGAAAAAUUAUUUUCUUUUGUAUAGUAAGUAUGUAUAGAUACUUAUCUUUAGGUAUGUAUGAUUGGUGCAAUAACUAAAAUGCUUUUUUAAAAUUAUAAAAUUGUUAACUAGGA
Molecule: messenger RNA, 6589 nt
Organism: Bicyclus anynana (squinting bush brown)
Lineage: Eukaryota; Metazoa; Arthropoda; Insecta; Lepidoptera; Nymphalidae
Gene: mesh
Product: protein mesh
Exons: 22
Coding region: 143-5089 (1648 amino acids)
Biological process (GO): cell-matrix adhesion
Source: RefSeq, a predicted model, not a curated record